This is a messenger RNA of Amborella trichopoda, 3049 nucleotides long. RefSeq names its product putative metal-nicotianamine transporter YSL12. Gene Ontology annotation, cellular component: membrane. The record is from RefSeq and is a predicted model, not a curated record. Gene Ontology annotation, molecular function: oligopeptide transmembrane transporter activity. NCBI's taxonomy places the organism in Eukaryota, Viridiplantae, Streptophyta, Magnoliopsida, Amborellales, Amborellaceae.
GAACCCAUUUGGUUCCUAUGUAACCUCUCACUCUCUCACAUUGCAAAAGGUUACCUUUCUUGAGCUCAAAGCACAUGGUUUCUCUCUCUUCCUGAUUCUUUUGAUCCUUGAAUCUAAGUCUAAACUCUUGUUAAUUGUAUAGAAACUGAUGCACUACUGUGAAUCCCUCAAGUGCAAAACUUAUUCCAUAUGCAUAUUCUCUACAAAAAUUCAAAAAAUCUCGGGCUCUUUCCGCUCCCUUAACUACACCCUCUCUUCCAUCUCUAUUCCACACUUUUGCUGAGAGUUCAGGGCUUUAAAAGUGGUUUUGUCACAGUCCAAAACCACAUCUCUGUAGACAAACCUGGUUUUCUUCCUCUUAGAGCUCUCUGUUCAGAACCCAAAAGUGGUUUUAGCUCAUUCAAAGCCCAAUUUCCUGUAAAAGGAAAGUAUACACUGUCCAAACUUGUUAAUAUAGGAUGUUUAUAUUGUAAUCAAUAUAUAUGGAAAAGUUAGGUGGAGUAAUCUCUAUUUUUAUGGUUAGUCUAAGUAUAUAUUUAAUCGUAACAUAUACUUUCCUUUAAUAUUUCCAAGAGCGGUUUCUCCAUUCUCAAAAGCGAUCUGUUAUAUAGACCCAAAGCUGGUUCUGGAUUGAAAAAUGUCCGGAAGAGAGAUGGCGAGUGCAAAUGGAGAGAGUGGAACAGUGGUUUCUGGUUUGGAAGAUAACAGGGGAGAGGAGGAGAGAGAGUCACUUUCAGUUGAGCAAAUAUUUGAAUCAAAGAGUGUUCCUCCAUGGCAGGAGCAGCUCACAUUUAGGGCUUUUUUUGUGAGCUUUGUAUUGGGGAUUAUGUUCAGUGUGAUUGUCAUGAGGUUCAAUUUGACAACCGGUAUUAUUCCAAGCUUGAAUGUUUCUGCUGGCUUGUUGGGUUUCUUCUUUGUGAAGAGUUGGACAAAGUUCUUGGAAAAGGUGGGGGCCUUAAAGCAACCUUUCACUAGGCAGGAGAACACUGUUAUUCAGACCUGUGUGGUGGCUUGCUCUGGGAUUGCAUUUAGUGGUGGUUUUGGGAGCUACUUGUUUGCAAUGAGUGAGACAAUUGCCCGCCGAGACACGCACGGAGCCAUCGACCCACAAACCGUUAAGAACCCGAGUUUGGGUUGGAUGAUGGGCUUCCUUUUUGUCGUCAGCUUCAUUGGCCUCUUCUCUAUCGUCCCCCUCAGAAAGAUAAUGGUCAUCGACUACAAGCUUCCUUAUCCAAGUGGAACGGCUACUGCUCUCCUAAUCAACAGUUUCCAUACACCUCAAGGAGCAAAGCUAGUCAAGAAACAGGUGAGAGCUUUGGGAAAAUUCUUCUCCUUCAGCUUCCUGUGGGGAUUCUUCCAGUGGUUCUUCACAGCAACCGGUGACUGUGGAUUCCAAAAUUUUCCCACAUUGGGCCUAAAAGCCAGGGAUUACAGGUUUUAUUUUGAUUUCUCGGCCACUUAUGUUGGAGUGGGGAUGAUAUGCCCUUAUAUAGUGAAUGUAUCUUUGCUCUUGGGGGCUAUUCUCUCAUGGGGGAUCAUGUGGCCUCUCAUUGAAACCCAGGUGGGGAAGUGGUAUCCUGCAGGUCAAGAUGACAAUCUAAAAGGGCUUCCUGGAUAUCGGGUCUUCAUCUCGAUUGCCCUGAUCCUUGGCGACGGCCUCUACAACUUCGGGAAGGUGUUCAUCAAAAGCGCCCUGGCCUUGAACCAACAGAGACGAGCCCGAGCCAUACUCCCAGUCACAGAUGCCAACCCCUCUGCUGGCACUUCCUAUGAUGAGAAGCGCCGUAAUGAGGUAUUCAUGAGCGAUAGCAUCCCCCCCUACAUUGCAGCUGCCGGCUACGUCACCCUCGCUGCCAUCUCCAUUGGAGUCCUUCCCCAAAUCUUCCCCCAACUAAAAUGGUACUUUGUUUUGAUAACAUAUACCUUUGCCCCUGUAUUCGCUUUCUGUAAUGCAUAUGGUGCCGGCCUCACUGAUUGGAGCUUGGCCUCCACAUAUGGAAAAUUGGCCAUAUUCAUCUUUGGAGCAUGGGCGGGGGCAGCUCACGGUGGCGUCGUUGCCGGUCUUGCAGCAUGCGGUGUCAUGAUGGGCAUCGUCUCAACAGCAUCAGACUUGAUGCAGGAUUUCAAAACAGGGUAUCUGACACUGGCAUCCCCACGCUCUAUGUUUGCAAGUCAGGUUGUGGGGACUGCAAUGGGAUGUGUAAUCGCCCCUUGUGUUUUUUGGCUCUUUCACAAGGCAUUUGAUCUCGGCCGCGAGAAGUCAGAGUACCCCGCCCCCUUUGCGCUUGUUUAUCGCAACAUCUCCCUCAUUGGUGUUGAGGGCUUCUCAUCGCUCCCUGACCACUGCUUGACCCUUUGCUUGGUGUUCUUCCUGGCUGCAAUGGCUAUUAAUUUGGUGCGCGAUCUGACUCCAAAGAGGAUUUCGCAAUUCAUACCGCUACCGAUGGCGAUGGCAAUCCCAUUCUAUAUCGGGGGUUACUUCGCGAUCGAUAUGUGUGUCGGGAGCUUGAUUCUUUUCGUGUGGCGAAGACUUGACAAGAAGAAGGCCGACGCAUUUGCACCGGCUGUGGCCUCUGGAAUGAUUUGCGGCGAUGGGAUAUGGUCCCUGCCGGCAUCGAUCCUUGCCAUCGCCAAGGUGAAACCUCCUAUCUGCAUGAAGUUCUUGUCAAGGGCGGUGAAUGCCAAGGUUGAUGGCUUCUUGGCGAAUUAGCGAGGAAGAUUAUGGUGGUUCUUCUGUUAGAGACAGUUAUAUGUUAAGUUCAUGUCACACAGACUAUUGAAGGUGCGAGUAAGUGUUGCUGAUAUCAAUACUUGGGUAGAAAGCCUAUAUGGCUCAACAUGUUUAUAUAAUUAUGGGAUUGUAUAUAAUUUAUAAAAUGAAUAGGUUAUAGAUAGCUAUCAUAUGUGGAAUUUGAUAGCUUUGGUGUGUAGUAAUUUUUUAAAAACAUUUCCUUGAGACUUUGAACUCGUUAAAUGGCAUGCACCUAGUCACCCAAUGGUAUGCACCUAAUCACCCAAUUCCACUUCCAAUGGCCAUAGCCAAUUGUGA